GGAGCAGCCUCCUGUCGGGGCCCUGCCCGGCCUCGCUCCGCCCGGGUGCCGGUGCGCGGAGGGCUGCGGGAGGUGUCCGUCGUGGGGGGACUCCGCCGUCCCUCGGUCGCGUCAGGCCGCUAGAGGACGGGCGUUGGGUCCUGGCCCGCACCGCAGCCUCUCGUUGAGCCUCUCGUUUUACGGGAGGCUGAGGGCCGGCUCGGAGCUGCUGGAGCACCGGGUUGUGUCUUGUUGCCGGUCCCCUCGAGUUGGUGCAAGUUAUGGAUCCAAGCUUAUUGAGAGAGCGAGAGCUGUUCCGAAAGCAUGCCCUCUCCACGCCAGCGGUGGAGAAACGCCCGGCGCCAUCUGCCGAACCCUCGGGCUCAAAAAAGAAGAAAGUCAAGGUAGAGCAAAGUGGUCCAUCGAGCUCAAAACAGAGCUCAGAUCACAGUAAUGGCUCAUUUAAUUUGAAAGCCCUUUCUGGAAGCUCUGGCUACAAGUUUGGAGUCCUUGCAAAAAUAGUGAAUUACAUGAAGACUCGGCACCAGCGUGGUGAUACGCAUCCGUUAACUCUGGAAGAGAUUUUGGAUGAAACACAGCAUUUAGAUAUCGGACUCAAACAGAAGCAAUGGUUAAUGAAUGAGGCACUAGUCAACAAUCCGAAAAUAGAAGUUAUAGAUGGGAAGUUUGCUUUCAAACCCAAGUACAACUUGAAAGAUAAAAAGGCUCUGCUUAGGCUCUUGGACAAGCAUGACCAGCAAGGGCUGGGAGGAAUCUUUUUAGAGGAAAUUGAGGAAGGGCUGCCCAAUGCACAUAAAGCUAUAAAGGCUUUAGGGGACCAGAUUCUCUUUGUUACUCGCCCUGAUAAGAGGCAACUUCUUUACUACAAUGACAAGAGCUGUCAUUUCUCUGUGGACGAAGAGUUUCGGAAGCUGUGGAGGAGCAUUCCCAUGGAUUCUAUAGAUGAGGACAAAGUUGAAGAGUACCUGAAACGACAGGGUAUUUCUUCCAUGCGAGAAGCUGGACCGAGGAAAAUAGCUCCUGCUCAGAGGAAGAAACCCACUUCUCAGAAGAAACGUCGAUUUAAGACUCACAAUGACCAUUUGGCUGGAGUCUUAAAAGAUUACUCUGAUGUCACUUCUGGCCAACAGUGACUGGCUGAACUUUGAAGCAAACAGACGUUUUUCUACAGGCUUUUUGCCACCCAGGCUCAGCGACUGCUUGCAGAAAGACUGACUCUGUAUAGUAAUGUGAUGUGUUUCCCUCCUCCCAGUGACUGCCGAGAUGGAGCAGAUCAGUUUAAGAACAAGUUUGGACUACUAAAUUUAGAGUUUAAUUUAAUUAGCUAAUUGGAAACGUGUCUUCAAAUAAAAGGUUCACUCGAGUUGCCUCUUGGCAUAGAGUGAUAAAUGGUGCUCAGCAUGAAAUACAGGAGUUCCUGUUCAUUGCAUAACUCUGCUUUUACGUUGCUUAAUGGGUGUUUACCUGGAAUUACUUAAGAGGGGCUUUCUUGUAGAAUUGAAUACAGCAUUGUUGUACCUAUUUCAGGGAAACCUAUUCCCAAAAUCACUGCAGGCAAGUUUUACGGUCAAAUAUAACCACAGUUUGUAUGUUCCUGCCUUGCUAAGGAGUUGAGCUUUACCGAACUGAUGGCACCUGUGGCUUGGACUUAGAGCAAACCCUUUCCUGAACUUCAGGCAAGCUGCAGUGGGGGGGGGGGGGGGAGGAGCACCACAGCUGCUGCUUCACAGUGCUCAUCAGAAAUUGCCCUUAGCUAUUUCUCUUCACUGUAGAGAAUGCACCUGUGUUACACAGGCAGUUUCUCCUCACUGAAGUGGAUGCACCUGUGUUGCACAACUCUGCUGGUGGAUGGGGGAAAAUAAAUUGACAGUGUAAUACUGCAACUUUUUUCUUUUUUUUAAGUAAUAAACUUACAAUGCUGGUUU
Messenger RNA from Numida meleagris (helmeted guineafowl), 1925 nucleotides. RefSeq names its product general transcription factor IIE subunit 2 (gene GTF2E2). Bases 261 to 1133 code for a protein of 290 amino acids. The record is from RefSeq and is a predicted model, not a curated record. The transcript has 8 exons. Gene Ontology annotation, cellular component: transcription factor TFIIE complex. Gene Ontology annotation, biological process: transcription initiation at RNA polymerase II promoter. Lineage: Eukaryota; Metazoa; Chordata; Aves; Galliformes; Numididae.